Mesocricetus auratus (golden hamster) is the source of this 1088-nucleotide messenger RNA. It is a transcript of the gene Cimap1c, whose product is annotated as outer dense fiber of sperm tails 3 like 1. The record is from RefSeq and is a predicted model, not a curated record. Lineage: Eukaryota; Metazoa; Chordata; Mammalia; Rodentia; Cricetidae. Bases 111 to 938 code for a protein of 275 amino acids. Gene Ontology annotation, cellular component: cytoskeleton. The transcript has 5 exons.
GGCCUCACAGUACAAGUUCUGCCGUGAUGUGAUGUCAUUCUCCACUCCAGUCACUGGGCCCUGUGCUGGCUGUACCUCUGUGGCUUCAGCUGCUGAGCCCAGUCUUCACCAUGAAACUGCCCAAGGAGGCCAGGAACUGUGUGUUCUAUGCACAGCACCCAGAGAAGAGGGAAGAAAUGCCCUCACGGCAGGAAGUAAAGCAGACCCCUGUCGUCAUGGCCACAAUCAAAGGUCCAGGGCCUGCCAAGUACCUCCGGCCAUCCUGUACUGGCUACAUAGACCACGACCCCUCUAUGUUUCAAGAGCCGGCUUACAGCCUGCACGCACGGCACACCGAGAAACGGAUCAUAGAUACGUACAGUCCCGGACCUUGCUAUAUCUUGGAUCCCAAAGUAACUCGUUUUGGAAUGUCUACCUGCCCCCAGGUCCCCAUGGAGGAGCACAUCUCCAACAUUCGGAUAAGCGCCACCCCAGACCCCUGCCACUACAAAGCUGAGAAGAUUAACCCCCCUGGGGAACGUACAGCUCCCCAGUACACGUUUGGCUACCGGUGUCCAUACAGAGUGAUGGAUCCCAACCCGGCCCCCAACCGGUACCAGCUGCCACUCUCACUGGGGCCCAACAUCCCAGUCUUGCGAGCUGCCCCCUGCUCUAGCCUGGCUUCCUCGAACAAGAAUUGGUUCUACAAAGAGAAUAUAGCAGGAGGUCCUGGACCUGCUAUGCGUGCCCGACCUGAGCCAUCCGUCUACCAGAACCGCAGCCCUGUGUUCAGCAUGGCCAAGCGCAUUGCCUAUCCGCUGGACCACACACUUCGUCCUGGCCCUGGCUCCCACAACGUCCAGCUGGUCACUAUGCACAAGCCCCGCAUACCUGCCUUCACCAUGGGCACCAAACACUCGCCUCACCUGUGCCCACUAAUUGUGGACAUUCUUGACUGAGGCCACUGCUGGUACAUGCCCCUCCUUCCUCACAGAUGCUAUUUUUUUCUGUGUGACAUUGAGCAACCUGAUCAAGGAUUCCUGUAGCAGAGCUAGUGCCUGCUGAGUGACCAACACAAGAAGCAUUAGAUAAAUAUUUUUGUUUAUUCA